AUGUUGCAUCUCUCUGCCAAUAGUGAACAAUCAGUCAACAUCGAUAAUACCAUCUGUGGUGGCCCACCAUCCGUCAUCAUCUGUGUUCAACGAACACUCGAUGAAAUAGCUACAGCAGCCAAGAACAUCCACUCACUGACCAUACAAAUCGAACAAAACGUUCGUCAACGAGAUCCAAAUACACUCACUCUACAAAAUCACAUCAUCAACAAACUAUCCAGCAUCAACAACUCAUUACCAUCAUCCAAAACUCAUCAACAGUUUAUGAUCAUGAACAACAUCGAUAAAAGUGAUCUGGUACAUCUGAUGAAGGAGCAAGACUAUGCUGCUAGUUAUCUCUACAAAUCAGUGGAUGACAUCCGACAUCUACAUUACACUCAAAUGAUGAUCACAGUUCGAUUGUUGCGACAAUGGAUGGAUCUGAUCAGCGAGAUUCUCGAUAAACUUGAAGGGAAACUACAGUAA
Messenger RNA from Adineta ricciae, 465 nucleotides. Lineage: Eukaryota; Metazoa; Rotifera; Eurotatoria; Adinetida; Adinetidae. The record is from the annotation of a GenBank genome assembly.